Molecule: messenger RNA, 552 nt
Organism: Sparassis crispa
Lineage: Eukaryota; Fungi; Basidiomycota; Agaricomycetes; Polyporales; Sparassidaceae
Exons: 1
Coding region: 1-552 (183 amino acids)
Source: RefSeq, a predicted model, not a curated record
AUGACUGCAAGUCAGUGGUGGACUGCUCUGGAAGGCACCUAUUACUAUGUCAGCUACAAACACAGUAGCAUCCAGCCGAAAUCGUCUGCAGAAGAUAUUUCUCGCUUAGCCCCACCUCCUCAAAGUGCAAAGAAUGCUUGUCGGGAAUACAUGCUCAAACAGGGAGAAGUCUCGAGAUGUUGUGAUAAAGCCGCAGAUAAACAUCUGACAGACAGGGUCAACAUCAAUGUGCGCUUUGGCGUGCAUGCGACAUUCUUGCCUUAUGAUCCAGAUAAUACGCUGGUACAACGGGGAAACACCUUCGUGAGCCGUGCCAUCGCCGAUCAGGACAAGCAACUUUGGGCAGAGGUCGUGUGGGAGUUAUCUGUACUCAAUUUCCAUCUGGAUCUUCUCGACCUGGACUGGACAAUGGCGGAAGCACAUUAUACCCAUGCUAUUCGGAAUCUCGCUGCCCAACGCAAAGCUAGCAUAUGCGACAUUUGGAAUGGCAUCGGUGUACGGCCGAUGUGGCAGGAGGACAUUGACUACGAUCCUCUUGGUUGCCUAAACUGA